Molecule: messenger RNA, 2114 nt
Organism: Lacerta agilis (Sand lizard)
Lineage: Eukaryota; Metazoa; Chordata; Lepidosauria; Squamata; Lacertidae
Gene: RFLNB
Product: refilin B
Exons: 3
Coding region: 101-742 (213 amino acids)
Biological process (GO): negative regulation of chondrocyte development; skeletal system morphogenesis; negative regulation of bone mineralization involved in bone maturation
Cellular component (GO): actin filament bundle
Molecular function (GO): filamin binding
Source: RefSeq, a predicted model, not a curated record
AGGCGGGUCUCUCUUCGGCCUCCGCCCCUCGCCCGAGGCGGCCGCCUGCGCGUCCCUCUCGCCAGUGCGCUUCGGGCGCGCGGAGAAAGAAGGAGGCGCGAUGGUGGGGCGGCUCAGCCUGCCGGACGUCCCGGAGCUGCCGGACUCGAAGCGCCGGGCCGAGCGGGGCCUCGACAGCCCCGACUCCGGGCUGCCCCCCAGUCCCAACCCCGGCAGCUGGCUGCUCUCGGGCGGCGGCGGAUCGGAGCGGGGAGGAGUCGCCAAUGCGCUGCCGGAGACCGAGAGACCGGAGAUCAAGCCGCUUCCGAAGGAGACCUCGUCUUCUCCCAGCCCGCUGCUCCCCGGCUGCUCCUCUCGCUUAUGCCCUCUGUCCUUUGGGGAAGGAGUGGCGUUUGAUCCGUUGCCGCCCAAGGAUAUAAGGUACACCUCUUCUGUGAAAUACAACUCUGAGAAACACUUCAUCAACAAUAUUUCUAUGCCAAUGGGGCUGGGAUUGUCCUCUUGCAGCCAAACGGUCAUCUGCGUCCCUGACAACACUUGGCGCAGCUACAAAGCCGAGGUUCGCCUCGAACCGCGCCCCCGGCCCAGGAGUUUCUCGAGCACCACAAUUGUCUACCCCAAGCACACCAAGACUGUGUACACCACCACACUGGAUUACAACUGCCGAAAGUUCGUGCGGAAGUUCCUCUCCAGCGUGGAGCUGGAAUCGACUGGGAGUGAUAACAACCUUGAUGGUUGCUGACUACACUUUCUCUCUCUGUCUCUUUCCUUCCCCCUCUCUCUCUGCUGUUGCAACAUGAUGGGUUUCUGUCGCAUCAUAAGCUCUCCACUCGAUGGAAAUGGAUGAAACCCUGAUUUAGUUUUGCCUCCCGAACGAAUUUCCUCUUGUAGCUACCUCUCCUCCACGGCAUGUCUUCAGCCUUAAGGAUCCUGUGGGCCUGCACUUAAUUUAUGUCUACAGGAACGCAAAAACAAUUUUCUCCAAGGGCACUUUUUCUCCUUUCUUUUGCUGUCUUUUCCUCGUGUGGGGUGGAAACAAGCGGACCUUUCUUUUCCAAGAGGAAAGUAACAUGUUGGUGGAGAAGAGAAGGAGCUUAGGACAAAGGCCUUGAAGCGAAAACAAUUCCUGAACUGGCAAUUGGAAACCAUCCUAGUUGCUCCUGCAUCAAGUAACUUUAUAUAUAAAAAAGAACUCUUUCCCACCUAAAAACCAUAACUUAUUUUCGAUAGUCUCAUUUAUUACGUUAAUGUAUUUAAACAGUUUUUUUGCCAGGGAAGGCUGGUUGGUGGUCAAAUCACAGUUAUAGAUUGUCACUCUAUAAACCUUACAUAUUAUACUCGUUAUGUGUUAUGCCUACGUCUUUUAAGGAAGCCUAAAAAUCAGGCCAGUCGUGGUUUGGCAUAAAAACACAAUAAUUGCUAGGUUAUCGGUUUCCCAGAAAUGCAUUAUAUAGCAUGUUUUAUUUAAUUCAUUGUGGACUUGUCCAACAGUUCACUUUGGUUAAAUUUGGUUUUAGUUGCUCCUGCAGGGCUUGUAGCGAGUAUAAAGCUAAUAUUUACCUUGGGAUCAUCAUCAUUUAAUGCAUCGUUGCUUUAAAAGAUGCAACAUUUUGCAAAUGCCACAAUUCAGAACCGCCCAUGAGUGCUUUGGAAAGCUGAGGAUAAUGAUGGCAAAGCUUUAGGCGAUCUCUUUUGGAUAAUGACUUUCAGAUUUCUAUGAUGAAAGUAGUAAUUCUGUGGCCCAGCAGCAUGCUAAGCUGCUGUUAAUGGGAGAUUCAGAGCCAGUUCCUCUGUCCUGGCUGCCUAAAAUGUGUGUGUUGUGAACAGGUCAUUUGAGUAAUUCUUCACAGGUGCAAAAGGCAGAUCUGAUUUGACCCCUCUGUGUACUGGGUCAGAUACUUUGGUCCAUCUAGUUUAGAAUAAUUGACACUGACCAGCAGGAAGUCUCCAGGGUUUCAGGCGGGGGUCACCCUACCUGCAGAUGCCAGGGAUUGAACCUAGGAUCUUCUGCAUGCAGAGCAGAUAUUCUAUUACUACGCUACAAUGCUUGCCCCAAGGGUCUUAGGAAGAUUUGCAGUAGUGUGUCAAAACAGUUUUUGGACAACUAUUUCACU